This is a messenger RNA of Prorocentrum cordatum, 333 nucleotides long. NCBI's taxonomy places the organism in Eukaryota, Dinophyceae, Prorocentrales, Prorocentraceae. The record is from the annotation of a GenBank genome assembly.
AUGAUGCCUUUUUGGGUCCCUGCGCUUCGCGGGCACGCCCCCUUCGGGCUCCUGCGGCCACCUCGACGGCCACACCGACGGCGCUACGGCCACAACGCGACGGCCACCGUCGGCCACAGCGCCACGGCCGCCCCGAAGGCCACGACGCCGAGACCCCUUGCGACGACGAGGACUUCGACCAAGCCCCACGGGAGGGCGUGGACCGAAGCCACGGUGUCGGCGCGCAGGGCGCUCCAGCUGAAGGGGUUCACGGCCAUCAACGGGAAGUCGGUGCAGGGCAAGGCCAUGUACGUCAAGGCGAAGACCCUGAUGGCGGCGAGCAGAGGCGCUUAG